AUGGGCCAGACACUCUCUGAGCCCGUUGUCGAGAAGACAUCAGCAACUGGCGGAGAUGAACGGCUCCUCUACGGCCUGUCGGCCAUGCAGGGCUGGCGCAUAAGCAUGGAGGAUGCGCACACGGCGGUACUCAACCUGCUCGAGGAUAAUCCCAAGGCUGCCAAAGAACAUCCGUCCAAACUCUCCUUCUUCGGUGUCUUCGACGGCCACGGCGGCAGCAAUGUCGCGCUCUUCGCUGGCGACAAUAUCCACCGCAUCGUUGCAAAACAAGACACAUUCAAAGCAGGCAACUACGAGCAGGCCCUGAAGGACGGCUUUCUUGCGACAGACCGAGCCAUUCUGAACGAUCCAAAGUAUGAAGAGGAAGUCUCAGGCUGCACAGCUUGUGUGGGCCUAAUUACCGACGACAAGAUUUAUAUUGCAAACGCCGGCGACUCUAGAGGCGUACUUGGAGUCAAGGGCCGGGCGAAACCAUUGUCAUUUGACCACAAGCCGCAAAAUGAAGGCGAAAAGGCGAGAAUCACGGCCGCAGGCGGCUUCGUGGACUUUGGCCGUGUGAACGGAAACCUGGCCUUGUCGAGAGCGAUCGGAGAUUUUGAGUUCAAGAAGAGUGCCGAGCUGGCACCCGAGCAACAAAUUGUCACAGCAUAUCCCGAUGUCGUGGUCCAUGAGAUGGGUGACGACGACGAGUUCCUCGUUAUUGCAUGCGACGGUAUCUGGGACUGCCAAUCCUCUCAAGCCGUGAUCGAGUUUGUCAGGCGUGGGAUCGCUGCAAAGCAAGAAUUGGACAAGAUCUGCGAGAACAUGAUGGACAACUGUCUGGCAUCCAAUUCAGAGACGGGCGGCGUGGGUUGUGAUAACAUGACCAUGGUCAUCAUUGGCUUCCUUAGGGGUCGUACCAAGGAGGAGUGGUAUGAGGAGAUAGCCAGACGGGUUGCCAAUGGAGAUGGCCCUUGUGCUCCUCCCGAAUAUGCCGAGUUCCGAGGGCCCGGUGUGCACCACAAUUUCGAUGACAGCGACAGCGGUUAUGACCUCGAGGACCAGAACAAGCAGUCCAAGAACUUCGGCAUCGGCGGUUACAGGGGGCGCAUCAUUUUUCUCGGCGACGGCACCGAGGUGUUAACUGACUCGGACGACACAGAGAUGUUUGACAACUCAGAGGAGGACAAAGAUCUUGCAAUUCAGGUCUCAAAGGGUUCAUCGUCAUCGUCCACAUCGCAGGAGGCCAACUCGGCGGAGGCUACUGGGGGUGAGAAGGCCGCCGCCCCCGCCGUGGAUACCGGCUCGUCGACGUCACAGCAGCAUGCGCAGGCGGAAACAACGGUGACUGGGGGCAACAAGGCGGAUGACGAAAAGAACGGCGAAGAGGCAGAGGCGAAGAAGGGUGCAUGA
Molecule: messenger RNA, 1392 nt
Organism: Parathielavia appendiculata
Lineage: Eukaryota; Fungi; Ascomycota; Sordariomycetes; Sordariales; Chaetomiaceae
Product: PP2C-domain-containing protein
Exons: 7
Coding region: 1-1392 (463 amino acids)
Biological process (GO): protein dephosphorylation
Molecular function (GO): protein serine/threonine phosphatase activity; cation binding
Source: RefSeq, a predicted model, not a curated record